AAUCGCUAGUUUCAGGUGGUGGAAGGCCGGAGAGGAACUUCAAUUCCCAAAAUGCCAUGCGCCGGGAAUUCCCGGAAUCUGGUUUUUGCAGAGGGGAGGGCCUGGUUUCGGGGAUUUAGUGGAAACCGGAAAACAGGUCUGCAGAUUGAUCACUCCUCUACAUCCCGGCAGCACUCUCACAGACUUGGGACUGUCUCCUCUGUACGACCGGCAGGAUAAUGUCCUAGUGAUUGCAUCGCACAGCUCCGUGCAAAGAGGCCACUUCAUGCAGCCCAUGGAUGACUUCCCUAGAUUAUGACCUCAAAUAAGAAUCCACGCUUUAACCAUUUCUCAGCUGGAGCCUCCAAUCUCCCAUUAACAGAAAACAGCAACGGGACUAGAAUGGAGACGACGUUUGGUCCUGCAUUCUCAGCAGUGACUACGAUUACUAAAGCCGAUGGAACCAAGCACCGCCGGACCCCCUCCUCAUCCAGUACGCUGACGUUUUCCCCGCGGGAUGAAGACGAUGUUAUGCCUCCAAUCAGCACCCCGAGACGCUCGGAUUCUGCCAUUUCUGUACGGUCCCUGCAUUCCGAGUCCACCAUGUCCCUGAGGUCCACGUUCUCGCUCCACGAAGAAGAAGAAGAGCCGGAACCGCUAGUGUUUGCGGAGCAGCCCUCGGUGAAACUCUGUUGCCAGCUCUGCUGCAGCGUCUUUAAAGAUCCUGUCAUUACCACAUGUGGGCAUACGUUCUGCAGGAGGUGCGCUCUGACAUCUGAAAAGUGUCCAGUGGAUAAUGCCAAACUAACGGUGGUCGUGAACAACAUUGCUGUUGCCGAGCAAAUUGGAGAGCUUUUCAUUCACUGUAAAUAUGGCUGCCACCCCUCCUCCAAUGGCAAGCCAGCAACUUUUGAGGUGGAUCCUCGCGGCUGCCCCUUCACCAUUAAAUUAAGUGCCAGAAAAGACCAUGAAGGGAGCUGUGAUUACCGACCGGUUCGUUGUCCUAAUAACCCCAAUUGCCCCCCGUUAUUAAAGAUGAACUUGGAAGCUCAUUUAAAGGAGUGUGAACACAUCAAGUGCCCUCAUUCCAAGUAUGGGUGCAUUUUUAUAGGAAACCAAGACACCUACGAGACGCACCUAGAAACGUGCAAAUUCGAGGGGCUGAAGGAAUUUCUGCAGCAGACAGACGAUCGGUUUCACGAAAUGCAGGUGGCCAUGACGCAGAAGGACCAGGAGAUUGCAUUUCUGCGCUCCAUGCUAGGGAAGCUCUCUGAGAAGAUCGACCAGCUGGAGAAGAACCUUGAGCUCAAAUUUGAUGUUCUGGAUGAAAACCAGAGCAAGCUGAGUGAAGACCUGAUGGAGUUUCGUAGAGACGCCUCCAUGCUGAAUGAUGAACUCUCCCAUAUCAAUGCCCGGCUGAACAUGGGAAUCCUAGGCUCCUAUGAUCCUCAGCAGAUAUUUAAAUGCAAAGGCACCUUUGUGGGACACCAGGGCCCUGUGUGGUGUCUGUGUGUGUAUUCCAUUGGAGACCUGCUCUUUAGCGGCUCAUCGGACAAGACGAUUAAGGUGUGGGACACGUGUACAACAUAUAAGUGCCAAAAGACUCUGGAGGGACAUGAUGGCAUUGUACUCGCUCUCUGUAUUCAAGGAAGCAAGCUGUACAGUGGCUCAGCAGACUGCACUAUUAUUGUGUGGGACAUUCAGACUCUGCUGAAGGUUAAUACCAUUCGAGCGCACGACAACCCUGUCUGCACCUUAGUGUCAUCACAUAAUAUGCUGUUCAGCGGCUCCCUGAAAGCCAUCAAGGUGUGGGACAUUGUGGGCACAGACUUGAAACUAAAGAAGGAGCUUACGGGCCUAAACCACUGGGUGCGGGCGCUUGUGGCCUCCCAGAACUACUUGUACAGUGGGUCUUACCAAACCAUCAAGAUUUGGGACAUCAGAACUUUGGAGUGUGUCCAUGUCCUGCAAACUUCGGGUGGCAGUGUGUACUCCAUCGCUGUAACCAACCACCAUAUUGUCUGUGGAACAUAUGAGAACCUUAUACACGUCUGGGACAUUGAAUCCAAAGAGCAAGUGAGGACACUGACGGGACAUGUUGGGACAGUCUAUGCACUGGCUGUCAUAUCCACACCUGAUCAAACCAAGGUUUUCAGCGCCUCGUACGACAGAUCACUAAGGGUAUGGAGUAUGGAUAACAUGAUCUGCACUCAGACGUUGCUCAGACAUCAGGGUAGUGUCACGGCUCUGGCAGUGUCGCGGGGUCGCCUCUUCUCUGGUGCAGUGGACAGUACAGUGAAGGUCUGGACUUGCUAAAUACUGCUCAGUGAUAGGAGUCGGCAAAACCAAAUUCCAUAACCCUGUUCCCAGACGGAGGAUCUGCCAUAGGGCCAGCCAUGGAUUUGCAGCUGAUUUUUAAACUUCACAAUGGACACUUGGUGCCUGCAGGACUUCUAGGACAGGCUUGGCAUGGGGCUCACACAAAAUUGGGAGAUGUUGACUUUCUUCAGGCUGGAUUGGCCUUAUUUGCUCAUAGGAUGCUGGAACUCUGAGCUGCUUCACAGAGGGGGAGACGCCUUCACUACUACUUGUGUAAAUAGUCUGCAUCACUUGCACUUUCCAGUGUGAGGAAGGAACUCAGCUGAAGAUUAAAGAAUGGAGAGUAUCAAAAGGUUAAUAACUCACCACAUUGAGGAAAAGGUGCACCGGCCUGAGCCCUUAGCAUUGGGAGCGGAUAAACCCGAAAAACUUGUAGCGCAGGCAGGCACUCAGAAUAAAGGGCAGGUAAAAUCACGUCGAAAAAAAGUUUAUAAUGUCCACAUAUACAGCCUUACGCGAUUCGUCAUAGGAACUUCGCUGCCACACUCACCAAACACAACCAGAUCCACUCUCUUCAACUGCAACUCUUACCUUCUCCUCCAAGCAAUGUAAUUCUGAAUCUCUGCUGUGGGUCAGCACCUCUGGCAUCUCCCAGCAACGUCUUAUUUCAGCCACAGCGCUUGCCUGUUUCACGUAUACUGUAGUCGCUGUGUUUGUUCAUAGCCCCAUGGAGUCCUUUCAGCCGGGGGGGAAGGUAUUGUCAAUGUGAUUUGUUUGUGCUGAGGAUGCAAUUACUGUGAUGAAGACAAUUAUUAGUCAGUGUGAAUGCCAAACCUUCUUGUAGGCUCCCGGCUUCCAGUGGUAUCUGGGUGAUUGUUCAUUGUAGUCUCCAGACUAUGAGAAAACCUGUAAGUAUCUUCUUUACUGUAAAUCGCAAAGCCAAGGGAUUGUAUAGCAGAUGUGUGUGACACCGACUCGCUACACUUCCCAUCACUUUAUAUUCACGGUUUUGUACGUGUGCACAUAACGGUUAUACUUGUGCACGUUAUACAUUACUGCUAUAAAUUCCACAUAUGGACAUUCUGUCUAAUAUCUAUGUACAUACAGGUUUUUAUCCCCCUCCCAUAAAUGAAUAAUGAAAUGGUGCUGUAAUUUCCUUCCCUUGACAGCGUUGCCAAGUGCAGGGAUCCAUAGCAAUGCAAGUGCUGUACACUGACCCACAACAUGAAUGAAUCUUGCUCCAUGAUGAUCCCGUGCCUAUAGAAACACACACUGCAGCCAAACUGUCACCCCACUCACAAAGGACAGUGCAUAUUGUUUAUAUUUAAUGUGAGGAUCCAAUCACUUUCCUAGAAUUGACAGCAGCCAAUAUCCCAGGUACGCUUAUUCCAAUCUCUCACAUAUUCGCACUCCCCAACCUUCCCGCGUGCAGGAUUAUACAUUUUUACUCCACGGUUUUCUACUGUUUUUAAGGCCUGUAUGAUGGAAUGACUGUACAACUGAUCCUUUCAUUUCUAAUAAAACUGCGGCAAAGUC
Messenger RNA from Xenopus laevis (African clawed frog), 3834 nucleotides. RefSeq names its product TNF receptor associated factor 7 L homeolog (gene traf7.L). Lineage: Eukaryota; Metazoa; Chordata; Amphibia; Anura; Pipidae. Gene Ontology annotation, cellular component: nucleus; nucleolus; cytoplasmic vesicle. Gene Ontology annotation, molecular function: zinc ion binding; ubiquitin protein ligase activity. The record is from RefSeq and is a predicted model, not a curated record. The transcript has 22 exons. The coding region runs from base 295 to 2295 and encodes 666 amino acids. Gene Ontology annotation, biological process: ribosomal large subunit assembly; Notch signaling pathway; positive regulation of protein metabolic process.